CUGUCUUGUCCUCUCAGCCUCCUCACCGUCCCGUCCCCUUCAAUACCCCACAACCUGCACAGGGAAGACUUGCUGAGGGUCGCUCCGGUUUCUUGUCGACCGCAGAACCCGAAAGUUUGCAAGAGGAAGAGAGCGCUCGGCGGGCGAGCGAGCGAGCGGGCGAGGGGCAGCGACAGCGGUGCCGGGGACCAUGGUGCUGCCGGCGCCUCCUCCGCGGGCGUGAAGGCGGCGCUCCCACUCCCUCCCCGGACUCCGCGGUGUCCCAGAAGCUUUUGCUGACAAUUCCAGUUUCCGAACAAAACAUUUCGGCGAUGGUGAGGGCUUUGAUCCCUUCUCUGAUUUGUUUUCAACCAUGCACGGCUGGAUGUGAUGCCUGCUAGUCGAAAGGUGUCUCUCUGUGUGUUGCAGUCCUGUGGCAUUAUGCAUGCCCCCUACCAGUGACCCCAGGCUUUUUAUGGCUGUGAGACACGUUAAAAGUUCCGGGGUGAGAAGUGACCUUUUGAGGUGACUAUAACUGAAGAUUGCUUUACAGAAGUCAAAAAAGGUUUUUGAGUCAUGAUGCAAGAAUCUGGGACUGAGACAAAAAGUAACGGUUCAGCCAUCCAGAAUGGGUCGAGCGGAGGCAGCCACUUGUUAGAGUGCGGCAGUCUUCGGGAGGGGCGGUCCAACGGGGAGACGCCAGCCGUGGACAUCGGGGCGGCUGACCUCGCCCACGUCCAGCAGCAGCAGCAGCAGGCACUUCAGGUGGCAAGACAGCUCCUUCUUCAGCAGCAACAGCAGCAGCAAGUUAGUGGAUUAAAAUCUCCCAAGAGGAAUGACAAACAACCAGCUCUCCAGGUUCCCGUGUCAGUGGCUAUGAUGACACCUCAAGUUAUCACUCCCCAGCAAAUGCAGCAGAUCCUCCAGCAACAAGUGCUGAGUCCUCAGCAGCUCCAGGUUCUCCUCCAACAGCAGCAAGCCCUCAUGCUUCAACAGCAGCAGCUUCAAGAGUUUUAUAAAAAACAACAGGAACAGUUGCAGCUUCAACUUUUACAACAACAACAUGCUGGAAAACAGCCUAAAGAGCAACAGCAGGUGGCUACCCAGCAGUUGGCUUUUCAGCAGCAGCUUUUACAGAUGCAGCAGUUACAGCAGCAGCACCUCCUGUCUUUGCAGCGCCAAGGCCUUCUAACCAUUCAGCCUGGGCAGCCUGCCCUUCCUCUUCAACCUCUUGCUCAAGGCAUGAUUCCAACAGAACUGCAGCAGCUCUGGAAAGAAGUGACAAGUGCUCAUACUGCAGAAGAAACCACAGGCAACAAUCACAGCAGUUUGGAUCUGACCACGACAUGUGUCUCUUCCUCUGCCCCUUCCAAGACCUCCUUAAUAAUGAACCCACAUGCCUCUACCAACGGACAGCUCUCAGUCCACACUCCCAAAAGGGAAAGUUUGUCGCAUGAGGAGCACCCCCAUAGCCAUCCUCUCUAUGGUCACGGCGUAUGCAAGUGGCCAGGCUGUGAAGCAGUGUGCGAAGAUUUCCAAUCAUUUCUAAAACAUCUCAACAGUGAGCAUGCGCUGGACGAUAGAAGUACAGCUCAAUGUAGAGUACAAAUGCAGGUUGUUCAGCAGUUAGAGCUACAGCUUGCAAAAGACAAAGAGCGCCUGCAAGCCAUGAUGACCCAUCUGCAUGUGAAAUCUACAGAACCCAAAGCCGCCCCUCAGCCCCUGAAUCUGGUAUCAAGUGUCACUCUCUCCAAGUCUGCAUCGGAGGCUUCUCCACAGAGCUUACCUCAUACUCCAACGACCCCAACUGCGCCCCUGACUCCCGUCACCCAAGGCCCCUCUGUCAUCACCACCACCAGCAUGCACACGGUGGGACCCAUCCGCAGGCGGUACUCAGACAAAUACAAUGUGCCCAUUUCUUCAGCAGAUAUUGCGCAGAACCAAGAAUUUUAUAAGAACGCAGAAGUUAGACCACCAUUUACAUAUGCAUCUUUAAUUAGGCAGGCCAUUCUCGAAUCUCCAGAAAAGCAGCUAACACUAAAUGAAAUCUAUAACUGGUUCACACGAAUGUUUGCUUACUUCCGACGCAAUGCAGCCACGUGGAAGGGUGCCAUUCGCACCAACCUCUCACUGCAUAAGUGCUUUAUCAGAGUAGAGGAUGAGUUUGGGUCCUUUUGGACAGUUGAUGAUGAAGAGUUUAAACGUGGCCGCCAUAUUCAACGAGGCCGUCCUCGCAAAUACUGCCCCGAUGAAAACUUUGACGAGCUUGUCGCACAUAACCCUUCCCUUAUUAAAAACAUGCAGAGCAGCCACGCCUACUGCACACCUCUCAAUGCAGCUUUGCAGGCUUCGAUUGCUGAGAAUAGUAUACCUCUAUACACUACCGCUUCCAUGGGAAAUCCCACUCUGGGCAACCUAGCCAGCGCAAUACGGGAAGAACUGAAUGGGGCAAUGGAGCAUACCAACAGCAACGAGAGUGACAGCAGUCCAGGCAGAUCCCCUAUGCAAGCCGUACAUCCUGUACACGUCAAAGAAGAGCCCCUCGAUCCAGAGGAAGCUGAAGGGCCUCUGUCUUUAGUGACAACAGCCAACCACAGUCCAGAUUUUGACCAUGACAGAGAUUAUGAAGAUGAACCAGUAAAUGAGGACAUGGAGUGAAAGUCUGGGCAGGCCAACCCCAAGAAUGAAGAUUGGAAAAAGAAAAAAAAAAAAAAAAAAAAAAAACCACGUCAAAAGUUAGCAGUGAAAUUGUUCUCCAUUUGUUGUACAGUCUGGAGGAUUUUCACUACAUUUUGACAACUAUGAAAUGUGUUAACUCUUAGUGCCAUCGAGAAUCCCAUUUGGGAGUAUUUUUGAUUUUUCUACUUUUUGUUGAAAAAGGAAUUUGUACUCUGUGCAUUGGAUGGACUUGUUUGGUACUUGGGAUUUUCCUCUCCUUAACAGUCAACAUCAGUGUUGUAAAUUUGCUAAACUGAUUCACUUUUAGCAGCAGACUUUGAACUGCAGUCCUGCCAACAUUGGACACUGAGGACACCCGACUGAGCUUGUGCACCUAAGCUGCAGACCAAGCCUUUGCCCAGAAUUUAAGGAUUCCAAUGGACGACCUAUUUGCACAGUACUGCAUGUUGAUUAUCACUGCCUUUACUCCUUUAUUAUUUUUUUUUUUUUUUAUUUUUUGCUUCCAGUUGGGAUGGGGAAGGCCUUUGUGUGUGUAUUGGGGGGAGGGGUCAAAAAAUAAUUAUCCCAAACUCUUUAAUGUAUUGCUUUUUUUUUUUUUUUUUUUUUUUUUUUUUUUUUUUUUGCUUCUACUAUACCAUUUUAAGUUCUGACCUCAGGCCUUCAUUUGGGCCCAUGGCCUCCUGGAGGCUUAAAGUUUUCUGUACCUUGUGAUGAAUGUUAAUAGGUGUUUUUAUUAUACAAAGCUGAAUGUCAUUUCUCGUUUGUAGCUUUCUGUCACUCAUUCCAUGUUCCUUCAGACAUCACCACGUUUCUCUAAAGUCAGAAAACAUUCCGUUUUGGUCUUUUUCAAAAAGGUCCCAAAUGCUGCACUCUACACAUGAAGGUCCUCUCACAUGGAUGUGACAUCCUGCCAGAAAGAGAAUGAAUGACAGAAAAAAAAAUAGAGACACACACUAGGAACAAUGCAGAUUCAUUCCACAAAGCAGUUCUGGGGGUGGUAAGGGGGUGGUUUGAGAUUGUCCUCUUUUUUUGGCAGCAACUAUGAUUCUUCAUUAUGCCACAGCCGACUACCAGCACAGGGAAACAUAGGCAGCACCGAAAAAAAUAAAUCUCUUAAUAAUUAGACAACAUGUAGACAGUAUGGCUGUGAAAGGCUCUCCCUUGUAUAGCCAAGUUGCAGUGAGCCAUGGGCUCUCUGUUACACGGGUUGCUUUGUUUGCAGAAUAGCCAAAGAAACUGGCUUCCCUGAGCAACUUUGCUGAAAAGUGGCAGCGGCAGCACUGAGUUUAUAACAGUUCAGACCUGCUUAGUGGCAUUAAUCUGUUUGAAUGCAAAUUAGAUUUCAGAUUGAACUUGUUAUAGGAGUUAAUGAGGACUGAGUUCAGCAAAUGCUAAAGCAUUCUUUUCAAAUGUGCAAAUUUGGUACUACAGUUUGUAAUGCAAUAUGAUCACAACAACCCAGUAUCAAAAACUAACAGAAUAUGACAUCAGGUAGGCUGGGGCUCUUCUCAGCCUUGAGCUUUUGGAAAACCAAACAGCAUGCAGAACAUGAUGGUUAUAGGUCAGUACAACCUCAGUCCUUAGAACCCCCCCAUCCCCCCCACUUCCACGCUGCACCCACUUUCCUGCCAUUUAUCUAGACUGUAGCUUUUUAGUUCUAGAGCCUUUCGGAGCUUAAUUUAUAUUCUUUGUACUUUUUUUUCUAAAAUUACCAAAGAUAUUACACAAAGGUAAAUUAUGUUCUGUUUUAUGCUUUAUCUGAUGAAGCCAAAUAUCCUCUUAUUGUUGAUCAAAGGAGGCGAAAGAAUUUAGAGGCAAACGAUGAGCUGUAGGCUAUUGCUAACCUGAGAAAGAGAACUGCUCCUUCAUCAUAGAGUAAAUUUAGAAGACCGAGUAGGUAAUGGAACCAAAGUUGUUACUUUUUUCUAGUUGUCUUUUUCUUUUUUCUUUCUAUACCUCUUCGGAGACCAAAACUCAUUCUUGUACAGAGAAAUUAUGGGGCUACUGAAGAUAAAAAUAAGACACGGUAUUAAAGGAGCUACAGAAGGGAGUCCCAUCUCAAAGAAAAAAAAAGUAAUGUAUGAGGCCGCUGAAAAUUAGGGUUUCCAGUAAAGGAGAUGGUUACGAUUCAGAGAGAACAGAAAAGUUUCCACAAUUGAACAAGACCACAUGAUAGUAUAUCUAGAAUUAAAAAAAUUUUUUUAGAAAGAUCGUAUGCCACUUUUGUUUAAGGACUGUGCUAUGACCACUGCGUUAAUUUUGGUUGAUUUUGGCAUAUAUCCUCCAGUGGGGUUUUUUGUUUGUUGGUUUGUUUUUUAAAUUUUUUUCCUUUUUACUUUUUUCUAAUUAGGCUUUGGUCAGCAUUUUUCAUUUAAAAAAAAAAAAAAGUAACACUCCCGUCCACUCAUAAGCUUGGUACAAAAACUUCUUUGGCAGUUACUUUUGAAGCUUCACUCUGCUUUCUGUAUAAAGGGCAGUCUGUGGUCACUCAAGACUUUUUUUUUUUAAAACUUUUCCAGGCAGCUUCAUGAUGUGCAGGCAGUAGCCAGACAGGGUCAUGGGAAGGGGGCCCUGUGCUUCUAAACUGAGUGGUUGCUGGUUAGUUUGGUAUUCAAAAGAGGAUAAAAAUCUGGUAGAUUAGUUCAUUCUCAGCAUGUGUAGCUAGACAUGAGUAAAGAUAACAGCAUGAGAAACUGUUAGUACGCAUACCUCAGUUCAAACCUUUAGGGAAUGAUUAAAAUUAAAAAAAAAAUACAUUUCACUCAGUUGCACUUAGUCGUAUGUCUUGCAUGCUUAGUCUAAAGACUGUAGCAAAAAAAGAAAAAGAAAAAUUAGAUUUUACAUAUCUUUGCAGGUAUCAAACCUCGCAGAAGAACCAACUGAAAAAAAAAAAUUCUCAGGCUUUACAGCAAGCAAACUUCACUAUGAUUUUUACAAUUCUGGUUCUGUAUCCCUUGGGGGUAUUCCAGUCGCUUCUUUAGGAUGGGGUUUAUUAUGUUGUACAUAUAUCCUGAUGUGUCUGUGUGAAUCUUUGUCUUUUUUGGGGGAGGGCAGAGGGCAGUUCUUUUUUUAGAUAUUGUUCCUAAAAAGGAAUAAAUGCAUACACCUGUUUGUCAAAACACCUUUGCUUUUUGUGCAACUGCUUUAUAUUAAUGAUACUAAAAAAAAAUAGCUUUGAAAAAAACUACUGUAUGUAAUGGAAUUGCAGAAUAUGCUGCACAUGUAUUUUAUUUAGUUAUCUUUGCUUUAAGAAUAUUGGAUGAGAUUUCCUGACAUGUGGGAGGGAGAAACUCCCUUUUUUUUUUUUUUUGCCUUUUAAAUUGUAACAUAGUUGACAGAUUUUUUUUUUUUUCUGUUCUCAUUGAUUGGAGCAUUUUGUACAGGUUUUUUUGUGUGCGUGCGUGCGCGUGUGUGUUAAUCUGUUUUUUGAUACAUUCCUAUCCCUUGUGUUUAUCCUACCACUGCCUUCCUGGCUAUCUUAAACAAGUUCAUACAUUUGAAAAGAGAAAAAAAAAAUGUUGUUUAAAAAAUGUUUUCUCCUGCUGCAGUAAAUAUUUUGCAUGAUGAAAUUCCAGGGUCACACUUUCAAAGUUUAUCAGUGAAGUAGUGAUUAAUAAUGGGGGGGUGUCAAAACUAUUGAACUUUUGUACAAAAAAGAAAAAAAGAAAAAAAAAACUUUGCAAGGUGCCAAGAUGUAAAGAAAAUUUGUUACUUUUUUUUUUUCCCCCUCAAAGAAAAGUACGUUAGGGAGGUAGCCCCCUGUGUCAGACAAAUGCACUCACUGUCUGUCAGGAAUGAGGAUCCAUCCUACUUGUCCCUAGAGCCUGUCCCCGUAAGAUGAGUUAAGCUGCCACAUUGGACCAGCAGUGAAAUGAAAUUUCAAGGCUUAUGUACGAGAACGACCACCUGUUCCCACCACCUCUGGGCAGCUCUAACAUUAUUUCUAGCAUCCUAGUAAAGACAACCUUGGAGUCUUAACCCAAAAUAUGAUGUAAAUCAAUAAUUAGGGCUUUUUUAUAAAAAAAAAAAGUUACAAAAUAUUUCCUCUCCUUUCCACAUUCCAGCUGAGCUCCUGUUUCCAAGGGCACAAAGAAGAAUGUGCUUAGCAGGAUCUUGAAUCUUUCUGGUACCUUUUGGAUAAUGACAUACCCUCCUGAUAUUUUUGGAUGUUCUGAAAGUUGGUUUCACUUUUUAAUCCUGAGAAUCAGAUUUAUAUUCCUAAAGGCAAUUCAUGGGCCCCGUGUAGCUCAGGCAGUCUCUGCUGCCCAUAAGCCUUGACAAAGAUGGUACAGUCUGGACUGUGAGCAUGGUGCUUCGUGUAUUUGUGCUGCCGGUAACAAGAGUUUUUUGUUUUGUUUUGUUUUGAUAAGGCAUAAAAGAAACUCAUUCCUUGACAUCAACUGUAAUUCCAUCAUUCCAUGUCUGUGGAUACAGACAAUAAAAAAAAUGUUGUGUAGUCAGUACUAAUUACUGACAUUAUAGCAUUCUCAAAUGCAAUAAAAAUGCUGGUUGUUCACACUGGUAGUAAAA
Messenger RNA from Galeopterus variegatus (Sunda flying lemur), 7188 nucleotides. It is a transcript of the gene FOXP1, whose product is annotated as forkhead box P1. Bases 556 to 2637 code for a protein of 693 amino acids. NCBI's taxonomy places the organism in Eukaryota, Metazoa, Chordata, Mammalia, Dermoptera, Cynocephalidae. The record is from RefSeq and is a predicted model, not a curated record. The transcript is spliced from 20 exons. Gene Ontology annotation, cellular component: nucleus. Gene Ontology annotation, molecular function: DNA-binding transcription repressor activity, RNA polymerase II-specific; RNA polymerase II cis-regulatory region sequence-specific DNA binding. Gene Ontology annotation, biological process: regulation of transcription by RNA polymerase II.